Molecule: messenger RNA, 804 nt
Organism: Pochonia chlamydosporia 170
Lineage: Eukaryota; Fungi; Ascomycota; Sordariomycetes; Hypocreales; Clavicipitaceae
Product: cell wall protein
Exons: 1
Coding region: 1-804 (267 amino acids)
Cellular component (GO): extracellular region
Source: RefSeq, a predicted model, not a curated record
AUGAAAUUCUCCAUUGCAUUGGCUUGUCUUGCCGUUGAGGCGCUCGCUUACCAACCAGUUGUCAGAGACCUGAAAGCAAUCACGGGUGUUUUGGACAAUGUCAAGUCAGACCUUCAAAAUUUGGACGCUGUCGUCAAAAAGGACGGAAACGGGAAGGACCCUGAGCCCCUUCUCAAAGCUUCCAACGCCCUUCUCCAAACCCUCAAGAAAGGCAAGACCACGGUUGAUGGGUCAAGCGAGCUUGCCCUCACUGAUGCUGUGGCACUAACCCAGCCGGUGCAGGAUCUGACCAAGCUCGGCCAGACCCUGACCGAUGAUCUUAAGAGCAUCCGGCCAAACGUUGAAAAGCUCGGAGAGUGCCAGGUCGUCCGCACUCAGAUCUCAAGCAUCAAUGCCGGGUCACAGGCAUUGAUCAAGUCUGUAGUUGGCAAAGUUCCUGAGGAAGCUCGUGACAUUGCCAACCAACUAUCGGCAGGCCUCACCAAGGUCCUUGAGCAAGCUCAGGAUGACUUUUCCGAGCAGAACUGCAAGGGAAGCGGCGGCGGCGGUAGUCCUUCUUCUGGAUCCGGUGGCAGCCCUUCAUCGGCACCUGGAGGCGGCUCAAGCUCUCCUCCUGAGGUUACCACAACCGCCGCCCCUGGCACCACAUCUGCUCCUGGUGGAGGUGUCACAUCUGCCCCUAGUACUGGUGUCACCGUUGCUCCAACUGGUACGGCUGGUACCCCCCCUGUUGUUACAGCUGGAGCUGCUGAGUAUGCCCCAGCUGGUGCCUUGGCCUUUGCCAUCGCCGCAUUGGUUCUGUGA